Cantharellus anzutake is the source of this 1049-nucleotide messenger RNA. RefSeq lists its product as uncharacterized. The record is from RefSeq and is a predicted model, not a curated record. The transcript is spliced from 13 exons. The coding region runs from base 182 to 841 and encodes 219 amino acids. NCBI's taxonomy places the organism in Eukaryota, Fungi, Basidiomycota, Agaricomycetes, Cantharellales, Hydnaceae.
GCGCGAAAAGAUUUCCCACGACAAUCCAGAACAUUCCGGAAGGUUCCGGUGACUCAUAGAUAAUGAUAGAUUCCAACAGCUACGAUUGCCGAACAGCGAGGAUGUUUAUAGCGCGUAGCAAGUCUACGCAGUUGGGUUGGGCUGAGCAUUCCCGUUUCCCAUUCCCAGAUUACCUCACCAAAUGGCAUGGCCAGUGAUGGGUAUGUCCCACUUCAAAUCCAUCGCUGUGGGUGCCUUUUCCGGGAUAGUACUCCAGGCUGCACUCCUCGGUGUAAUUACCAUCCAGACUUUUCUCUAUUACGAAAGGUUUUCCAAGGACCAUAUCUCUCAGAAGACCGUCAUCGGAUUCUUAUGGCUCGUGCAGAUGUUUCAAGUGAUAACUUCGCUUUACGUGUACAUAUGGAUUGUUGAACAUGCUGGGGAGCCGGUUUUAAUAAAAUGGUUUGAUACUUUCUACCAGUUAUCUAUGGUUAUUUGCUCUGCCAUCGUUCAAUUUUUUUUCGUCCUAAGACUCUAUCGACUCAGUGGAUCGAUCUGGCUACCGAUAUCGCUUAUUUUGCUAACUCUGGCGCAAUUUGGGACCGGUGUUGUGCUCUUUAUUCAGGCAAAUGUUACUCACGGUCUCGAAAGCGUACUCUUUUCCAAACACCCACUCACUAUAUCGUGGCUAACACUAGAGGCAGUGGCUGAUCUCGUGAUUGCCUUCGCUAUGUCAUAUUUCCUCCAGAAGCGUCGCACAGGAUUUCGGCGGAUGGAUACAGUGUUACGGAAGUUAACAGCAUAUGCCAUCAGCACCGGCCUGCUGACUGGGUAUGAUUUUGUGUUGUCGUUACUGAACUAGGUUAAGCUUCCUCUGUUUCCCCAACUUAGCAUUCUGGCGCUGGCUACCAUGUUUUCUGUAUGUUUAUUUUUUUCAACUUUUCUGAUGUGUAAUCCUGACGGCCUUUCUCGGGGCAGGUUGCGUUCCACAGCCCCCAAUUUAUCCCCAUGAUUUUCGUCUUUGUGAGUAAAACCUGUCUUUCAAUGCAGAUGCUUGGCCUUAGUAAUAC